AGAAGAUAUUUUUCAUCUCCGGUUGUACUUGCACCCCUCUUUAUAAUGAAAUAUUCGCUGCGUCGUUUCCCCCUAUUCCGGUCGAUGCUCUAGAGUUCGCCGCCGUCACUAAAUGCUCUCCCACUAAUCUUCUGACGAAGAUCAAAUUAAUCGGAAAGUUGAAGCUAAUCAAUUUCUGGUAUGGAUCGGGAAGGAGGAUCCGCAGCCGGCGCUUAUUGCUUCUACACCGUUCUCGGCGUUCGCAAUGAUGCCUCCUUCUCCGAUAUCCGCUCCGCCUACCGCAAGCUCGCACUCAAAUGGCAUCCGGACCGGUGGGCGAAGAAUCCAUCCGCCGCGGGAGAAGCAAAGCGCCGCUUCCAGAAAAUACAAGAAGCCUAUGCUGUAUUGUCUGAUAAGGGGAAGAGGUCAAUGUACGAUGCGGGAUUUCUCGAUCUGCUCGAGGAAGACGAGGGGAUGGGUGAUUUCCUCCAUGAUCUGGUGAACAUGAUGGAGCAGAAUGUUGGGGCUGAGGAGGAGAGCUUAGAGGAUUUGCAGAAGACAUUUGUGGACUUGUUCGGUGAUGAUCUGGUGGAUAUGAUAAACGAGAGCAGCUAUCCUGGCGGUGAGCAAGAUGGGUUGCGGCACCGGGAGCAACACAAAGGAGUAGCCAAGCGCACCGCCCGUGCGUAAGACUAGGUGGUUUCAGCAAAGGUGUUGUGCCACCAUCCUCCCUUUUCCUCUGGUUGUAAUACUAUUCAUGCCAUUAUGUAAAGUUAGGUGGGGGGGGGGGGGAGGGAGUUAGGAUUUUAUUUGGAGGGUAGAUUGAUUGCAUGUUAGUUUGGUAACUGCUGCUCAACUUUCAAGACUAAAGCUUUUUGGCUGAUGCGUAAUAAACUUAAUUCUCUCCUUUUAA
Salvia hispanica is the source of this 892-nucleotide messenger RNA. Its product is annotated as Chaperone DnaJ-domain superfamily protein. NCBI's taxonomy places the organism in Eukaryota, Viridiplantae, Streptophyta, Magnoliopsida, Lamiales, Lamiaceae. The record is from RefSeq and is a predicted model, not a curated record.